Molecule: messenger RNA, 1371 nt
Organism: Symbiodinium pilosum
Lineage: Eukaryota; Dinophyceae; Suessiales; Symbiodiniaceae
Source: the annotation of a GenBank genome assembly
AUGGCUGGUGGACCCGAAUUCCAGCACUACGCGGAGCUGGCCUUCUGGCUAGGCUGCGGGCCACUGGCAAAGCUGCUGGUCCAUCUGUCGGAGCGGGCUGCCCGCUCUGAGCCUCUUGCAGAGCCGACAGCGACAACGGCGGAUGCAGAGGUGGGGGCAGCAAAGACAACCAGGGAGUACAUCCUCUAUUUUGACGUUUGGCGAUCCAUCUGUGUGGCCCUGGUUGUGAUCACCCACUCCAAUGAAGCCUAUGCAGAGUGGAACGUUUUUGCUGUCCAGGCAUGGGUCUUGCCUUACCUUGAACUCAUCUCUGGCACUUUGUGCGCUGUCAGCAAGAGAGGCGUGCUGGACUACAUGGCAAAGCUCCUGCUGUACACUUCCGCGGGCUGCCUCAUGAACCUGCUAGCAUGCUCGGCUCGCGGCAGCCCGCAGUGGUGGAGCGACACGGCCCUGAACGUCGCCUUCCAGCUGGGCUUCACCUUCCAGCUGGCCAUCUUUGGCCUCUUGAUGGCACCCCUGCGCUGGCAACUCUCCGACCCUCAGAAGGCAAGCAGCCGCACACGGUGGAACAUUGGCAUCUUCGGCAGUCUUGCACUCUGCCUUUUUGGGGCAAUACUGAUGGAAGUAUUGCUCAACAAAUCCAGCGAGGGCUUGAAGUCGACAACGGAUUACGUGCUCAUCCCGGCGUUGGAGUGUCUCCUGCAUGUCCUGAUGCUCUGUGUGCUUGCAGAACAUCUACCAAUGAGGUGGAAGGGCUUCCUGGGCCACGCGUCAUGGCUGUUUCUCUACAGCACUCGGCUGGCACGCCGCCAGCCCCGACCUCUGGGUCCCGAGCUGCACCUUGGCGAGGUCUUCUUUUGGGCCUUUACCACGAAGUUGGUACCCAUGGCGGGUCAGGAGGCGAUCGGGCGCGUUAUGACGAAGCUCUGGCCCUUCUUGCUGGUAGCCUGUGGCCUGCUGCUGAGACCGGGCGUCUUCGGCCGCAUGGACCAGUAUCCCUGGGACUCUUUUGCCGACCGCGUCCGAAUGUACCUGUGCGAGUUCAUCGCUUGCAUGGCGUUCCUAACCAUUCCCGUUUCCAACCUCCCCGACAAGCUCGCCUUCCCCCAAAGCUGGCGAAGGCACAUGGUCUGGCUAAACUGGUGGUCACUGCUCGCAUUCAUGAGCCACAAGGCCUUCUACUACCUGGUGGACGGUAUCUGGCCGUGGUAUUGCAUGGUACUCACGGUCUAUGGUUGUGCUUUUCUCUGUUUCUUGGUAUGGCGGCCGCGAGAGAUGGAGGAGGCAGGGGAGAACGCUUCAUGGACGGGCUCCCCGCGUGCAGUUGAACUAGUGCAGGUUUCAGCUUCCUUUACAUCUGCGGAAGGCUAG